AUGGUUUAUAUCUCAACGGUUCAGGCAACAUUCCUUAUUUUAGCUGCAGCUUCAUCCCUCGCUGCCCCUAUUGCCACUGACAGCUCGAUUCAGUCGCGUGGUGUGACACUUGAAGCUCGUACACCGAACUUUGGCUCUUUCUUCCGUAAAGUCCGAAAGGCUGCCACUCCCUCACGCAUUAAAAAGAUUGCACACAUUGCCGAACUUGCAUUGCGGGAGAAUGAGGAUGAGCAAAUAGUAACCCGAAGGGAGUUGGAGUACCUCGAAGACCUUGUACUUCGUGAACCUAGCAUCGGAUCCUUCUUCAGAAAAGUCAAGAAUUUUUUCACCCCCCAUAAUAUCGACAAGGCUUCCAAUGCGGCAAAGGAGGCAUCGAAACUAGCUGGCAUGCUCAAACGAGAGGCCUCGGAAGAUUUAUCCGCGAGAUCCCUUGAAGCCUUUGUUGAUCAGCUUACCGAAAGAGAAUUCGAAGACAUUCAAGAACUCGCAGCACGCGAACCACGAUUUGGAUCUUUCUUCAAGAAAUUUAUCAACAUGAAGAACAUCAAAAAGGCGGCGAGCGUGGCUAGUCUGGUCAUUAGGGAGGAUGACGAACCCUUUUACAUGUUUGAGAGGGAAGCCUUGGAAGCAGACGUCGAUAACCUGGAUUGA
Molecule: messenger RNA, 651 nt
Organism: Psilocybe cubensis
Lineage: Eukaryota; Fungi; Basidiomycota; Agaricomycetes; Agaricales; Agrocybaceae
Exons: 2
Coding region: 1-651 (216 amino acids)
Source: RefSeq, a predicted model, not a curated record